AUGGAUACCCGAACCGAAGUCUCAGAUGUUACUGAGGCAUCAUCGAGGCCGCGAAUAGCGCAGCUUCCUGCGAGCUGUGAUCCUCCACAGCCCAACACCCCAGUGAAGCAGUUAGUCUGGGUGAUCUUUGGAGGUACGGGUCAGAUGGGGCACUCCCUGGUCAAAUGUGCACUUUCACAUGGAGAUUUGGUAACGUCGGUUGGUCGCGUAUUCGAGACAAGUCUUAAAGACAUGGAGAAUAUCCAUGAGAACUGUCUCGGCGCCUUGUGCGACGUCCGCGCUCGCGAAUCUGUGAAUCGUGUCAUCGAGCGUACGCUCCAGCGCUUUGGCCGGAUCGAUAUUGUCGUCAAUUGCUCUGGCUACGGUGUCAUAGGCGCCUGCGAGGACCAGGAUGAGCAUGACAUACGCAACCAGUUCGAGACCAACUUCAUGGGCACGCUUCACAUUAUUCACGCUACGCUGCCGUACUUCCGCCGGCAGAAUGCAGGUCGCUAUCUCAUCUUCAGCUCAACGUCUGGCGCUUUGGGCGUCCCUGGCCUGGGCCCCUACUGCGCGACCAAAUAUGCGGUGGAGGGCCUAAUUGAGGCCAUGCUCUAUGAGACGGAUGCCUUCAACAUCAAAGCUACACUCAUCGAGCCGGGUCAUGUGAGGCCGGAAGAACCAGAGAUGCAAGAUACGUCGCUUCCAACGUCCUGGGGUCAUUUUCUUGUGAAGCCACCGAGCGAGACAUACGGGCAUCCAACAUCACCAGCGCUACAUGCACGGAGGAUUGUUCAGUGGCUCGGUGACAAGUAUCGACCCACGAGCGCUAUCAAGUGCGCUGAACUCGUAUGGCAACUCGGACACUGCUCGUACCCGCCGCUACGAUUGUUAUUGGGAAGCUAUGCAAUUGAGAGCAUUCGCGAUCGCAUGCGGUCUGUGACAGAAGAGUUGGAGGAUUGGAAGCAUCUCAACUUUCCAGCCGGGCCGGACGACGACAGAGAAGCUGGAGAAGAGACAACAGCAGCAGCACCUGAAACCAACGAGGCUGCUGCGUCUGCUUCUUGA
This is a messenger RNA of Fusarium tjaetaba, 1047 nucleotides long. Its product is annotated as ketoreductase. The record is from RefSeq and is a predicted model, not a curated record. Bases 1 to 1047 code for a protein of 348 amino acids. NCBI's taxonomy places the organism in Eukaryota, Fungi, Ascomycota, Sordariomycetes, Hypocreales, Nectriaceae. The transcript is spliced from 2 exons.